ACCAAAGUUUACGUAUAUAUAGGUAUUUGUUGUUUUAUUUUUAUUUUUUAUUUUCCUUUCAAAUGGGUUGCUUGGUCUUGCCCGUGACUAUCUUGAGGAAGUGUUACUCGGGGUCUCGGCCGGGCUACCGGCCUUUAACCGAAGAUGGUUUCGGCGAGCCAGGUAGGCUGGUGACCGUGGUGGCCGGCAAGGAGAAGAGGGAGUUCUUGGUGGAUUCCUUCGUGUUAGAAGAGAACCCAUUUCGGGUGUUGAUCGAGAAGAAGAUGAAGAAGAAUGAGAAGGAGGAUAUCCAUUUGAAGAGCAGGAAGAAAGGGGUGAUUUUUGUGGAUGUCGACGCCAUUUUGUUCGAGCACUUGCUGUGGCUAAUGCGCAAUGAUUGUUCUUCUCUGCUUCAGCUCAAUCUGGAGGAGAUAAUUGAUUUCUAUGCUCAAGAUUAUUAGAGAGUACACAAGGUACUGAAACAUCAAACAGAUUUAGGUACUCCAUUAAUUAUUUUGGCUUUUCGAUGUACCCAUAUUUAUAUACAUGCAUGCAUACAUACAUAUAUAUAUAUAUAUAUAUAUAUAUUUAAAGGUAGAGUUUAGAAUAUAGAUCGAGUUUAUACCGUGACUAAUAAUACUAUGGAUCGAUCAGUACAUGUCCAUGAAUA
Messenger RNA from Juglans regia (Persian walnut), 649 nucleotides. RefSeq lists its product as uncharacterized. Bases 63 to 440 code for a protein of 125 amino acids. NCBI's taxonomy places the organism in Eukaryota, Viridiplantae, Streptophyta, Magnoliopsida, Fagales, Juglandaceae. The record is from RefSeq and is a predicted model, not a curated record. The transcript has a single exon.